Messenger RNA from Pyrgilauda ruficollis (rufous-necked snowfinch), 627 nucleotides. Its product is annotated as GTP-binding protein Rhes-like. The record is from RefSeq and is a predicted model, not a curated record. The transcript has a single exon. Bases 1 to 627 code for a protein of 208 amino acids. NCBI's taxonomy places the organism in Eukaryota, Metazoa, Chordata, Aves, Passeriformes, Passeridae. Gene Ontology annotation, molecular function: GTPase activity; GTP binding.
AUGUCCCUGGCGGUGAAGGAGAAGAACCACGUCCGCUUGGUUUUCCUGGGAGCUGCCGGCGUGGGCAAGACCUCGCUGAUCCGCCGCUUCCUGCUGGACACCUUCGAGCCCAAGCACCGGCGCACGGUGGAGGAGCUGCACAGCAAGGAGUACGAGGUGUGCGGGGCCACGGUCACCGUGGAGAUCCUGGACACCAGCGGCAGCUACUCCUUCCCGGCCAUGAGGAAGCUCUCGAUCCAGAACAGCGACGCCUUCGCCCUGGUCUACGCCGUGGAUGACGCCGAGUCCUUCGAGAGCGUCAAGAGCCUGCGGGAGGAGAUCCUGGAGGUGAAGGAGGACAAGUUCCCUCCCAUCGUGGUGGUCGGCAACAAGGCGGAGAGCGGCGGCCAGCGGCGGGUGCCGGUGGAGGACGCGCUGUCGCUGGUGGAGCUGGACUGGAACAGCCGCUUCGUGGAGACGUCGGCCAAGGACAACGAGAACGUCCUGGAGGUGUUCAGGGAGCUGCUGCAGCAGGCCAACCUGCCCAGCAGGCUCAGCCCCGCGCUCUGCAAGAGGCGGGAGACGCUGCCCAAGGAGCAGGCGCUCAGGCCGCCCAUGAACAAGACCAACAGCUGCUCCGUGUGCUGA